Molecule: messenger RNA, 1170 nt
Organism: Cyphomyrmex costatus
Lineage: Eukaryota; Metazoa; Arthropoda; Insecta; Hymenoptera; Formicidae
Product: PCTP-like protein
Exons: 7
Coding region: 142-966 (274 amino acids)
Molecular function (GO): lipid binding
Source: RefSeq, a predicted model, not a curated record
UAGAAAGAUUCAUUGUAUGCUGAAAUAUUCAUUAAAUAAUAUGUUGUGCAUAGAUUUACAGUUAUAUUAUAAAUUGAAUGGAUAAAAAAAGGAUAGUCUUGUCCUUCUGUUGAUAAACUUAACAAAUAUCAGAUUGUUACAAUGGAUGUUGGCAUUGUCAAAAUUGCAGAGGAUAAAGAUUUCGAGAAACUGAAGCAGCUGUAUGAUGAUAAUAACAAUUGGAAAUUAGAUUAUAAUAAGCCUGAUUUGUCUGUUUGGACAAAAUCCGUCCCAGGAAUUAGUUUUAAAAUGGUGAAAGUGAGUUCUUUAUCGAUUAGAACGCGGUUCUCCGAUGUUUCACCAGAAACACUAUACGACGUGUUACAUGAUCCUGAAUAUAGAAAAGUUUGGGACACUCAUAUGAUUGAGUCAAAAGAUAUAGGAUUUUUUAAUCCAAACAACGAUAUUGGAUAUUAUUCCAUGGCAUGUCCAUCUCCAUUAAAAAAUAGAGACUUUGUUCUUCAACGAUCUUGGUUGGAUACUGGUAUAGAACAGUUGAUAUUGAAUCAUUCCGUUUAUCAUAAAGAUUAUUCACCUAGAAAACAUUUUGUACGAGCAACAUCUUACCUCACAGGCUAUAUUGUAAGACCUUCGCGCAAUGGAGACGGUUCCGAGUUGGGAUAUGUAUCGCACACGGAUCCACAUGGCAAAUUACCUGUGUGGCUUGUUAAUAAAGUUACACAAAUAUUUGCCCCUAAAAUGGUAAAAAGAUUGCAUAAAGCCUCUGUGGGCUAUCCAAGCUGGAAAAUACUUAAUAAUCCAAAUUAUAAGCCUUGGCAUUAUCCUGAACAAAUAAUGGCUCCUAGAAUACGUAUCGAAGAAUGCGUAAAGUCUGCAGAAGAGAAGAAUUCAAAAUAUAAUUAUGUAGACGAAUCUGAUUUAAAGGAAAGUUUGGUUAAAGAAUCUGCCACAAUGGAUAGCGAUUAAUUCAUAACGAUACACUAGAGACUUGAAGAUUUUUAGGUAAGUAGGAUAAUAGUGGCUAGAAUAAUAAAAAAAAAACGGUAUAAUAUGAGUUUUAACAGUAUUAUAGUAUGUUAAAUGCAGCGAAUUAAAAUGUAACGGACAAUUUGUACAAUUAUUAAAGUUCAAUUUACAUAUUUCUUACAUAAUAAAUUCUAAUUACACACA